Messenger RNA from Hyaloscypha bicolor E, 3413 nucleotides. RefSeq lists its product as uncharacterized. Bases 52 to 3402 code for a protein of 1116 amino acids. Lineage: Eukaryota; Fungi; Ascomycota; Leotiomycetes; Helotiales; Hyaloscyphaceae. The record is from RefSeq and is a predicted model, not a curated record. The transcript has 5 exons.
UUUCCCUACUCAUAUUCUCCAAUUUCAAGACCCUUUCAUUAACACUCGCACAUGGAUCCCCUCUCAAUCGCCGUAAGCGCCGCAGGACUCCUGUCCCUGCUUCUACAGGUCUCUCAAAGCUUGAUAACAUAUUACGAGUCUUGGGAGUCGCAAGAUGUUGAGAUCGCAAACACCUUGCAACAUCUCAACAACUUACGUGACACGGCAUCAGUUCUGAGUCAUGCAAUACCCAAGAUAUCUCACCACCAGAUUUUCGGUGUGGAUAACUUUCAGCGCUCGUUAUCCCGUUUGGAGGAGGGCCAAAAGAAACUGGCCCAGACUCUUAUAAAGUGCCGAUCGCAGGAACCACCUAAGAGUCUGAAAGACCGAUUACAGCAGAACAAGAAGAAAUUGAUAUACCCCUUUAAGAGAGCUACAAUCCAAGGACUUAAUCAAACAAUUUCAGAGCUGAAGGACGACUUGAGUCUUGCUAGCGAGGCUAUGCAACUAAAUAUCUUGUCGAAUCAGCUGGAGACUAGCAAGGAAGUCAAGAGGAUAGCCAUAUCGAUUGAAUCAGUCGCGACGCAAUCUCAGUCCACCGUCGAGGCUCUGAAGGCUAAUACUUCAAACAACGAAGCAGCCAUAUCCUUAGCCAACCACAAGCUUCAAAGUAUCCAUGAAAUCAGUUCAAAUACAUGCGACUCAGUACUGAAAUUAGAUGCAAAGGUCGACACAAUUAGCAGCAGUGCAGAGCAGGUUUCUGGGGUAGCGGGCUUGGAUACGAAGUUGAAUCAAAUCUGCGACCAACUCAGUGAGAUCCAGAGACAUAUGCAAGAAGGAGAAAAUUUGAAACCAUCAAUUUCGUCCGCAGAACAAGUGCAGAUAGAAUUGAUUCGGAAGCCUUCAUUGCUAUCAUGGGUUUGUAACACAAACACCGAAUUGAACGCAAAGCUUUCAGAAGCUGAAGCCACGAUUCCCGGAGGGCCCAGCAAUAGCGCCACACGAGCUUUAUCACACCCCUGCUCGUGCUAUCGUCGUUCAUACCUCCAAGCUCGAGCCACACAAUGGGGUCCACUUCAUAUCUUUCGACAUACUCAGACCGCGGAGGCUCACGACAAACAUUGCCCUUAUUAUGUCAGAUCAUCGAAGAAAUCUAGUUUUGGAGCUAGAAUAACGGUGUUAAAUUGGUUUUUGGCAAAAGCCAUCGAGAUAUCCUUCAAUCACUCCGAAGGAGCGGGCGGUAGUUCGAUGAGCCCGACUCUUACUCUUCGCUCCCUUGUACGAAACGAUUCUCCCGCAUUUACUUUGCUUAAUCGCAACGAGGUUCGGAAAUACUGGGCGAAUAAAAAUUACCUUAGACAGUCAUUGGAACAAAUUCUGAAACUCUUUCAGGAAGGGGAGGCUUCGCCCUAUGAUGUUGAUAAAAAAGGAAGAAAUCUUCUCCAUCAUGUUCAUUUUGCUCUAAGCGAUCACUUGCAUCAUAGGCAUAAAUUUGAUGAAUUUCGUAAAGUGCAUUGGUUGCCCGACCCUGAUGAAAUGUAUAAAACAUCAAGAUGGAUCGAAUUGACGGUUGGGCUAUUUGAUGCUCACGUUCCCGCUUAUGAACCUGAUUGCCAUUAUGCAACACUGUGGGACGAUCUGGCUCUAGGGUCGGGUGACAGACCUUUCUCUCAGGCAAGCUUAUUGGUAAUGGCUCAAUUAGCCAGUAGAGGAGCAGAUGCGGUUAAACUUAUAAAUAACGGAUUCGAAGAUGAAGUAGCAUGUGUGAAUUCAUGCCAUUUCGUGCGGCAGGUUCCCGAGGUGUACGAAGAGUCCUUCGGAAUAGGUCCUCUUAGCUCCGCAAUACGACGUCGCAAUGAGGAUGAUGUUCUCAGAAUAUUGUCAAAGUUUCCAAAUUCAUUAAUGUCUGAGAAAACAAUUUGGGACCAGAAUCCGCUCCACCUUGCAUUCGACUGGCCCCGGGGACUUCGAAUUUUACUCAAUCAUGGAGGGUCACAAUUGAUUAAACAGCCUGAAAGACAGGGCCAUACCCCAUUAGCAUAUUCUUUCCACUCCACCGAUCUCGAAGCACCCCACAUUUUAUUAUCCACAUCAUUGGAGAAUAAAGACGAUAUCUUGCAAUUCGCCAUUUCUUGGUUUAGGGAAACCGAUCGAUGGGGCAGACCUUCCUAUGCCAGAGAAAUUGGCGAGCCCGUCUUGUCUUUGGUUGUAAGCAUCAUGGCUCGUCAUAGAGAAAUUCUCUAUCAUGAGACAACCAUCAGUCUGUCCUCGGAUAUUCAUGCAGCACCACACUUAGACACAGAUGAAAAUCUCGAUGUCAAAUUCGUAGGAGCCUGCCGAGCAACAGACAGUGAAGGGAUCAAAUUGCGUGCUCCGAUGCGUGCUCAGAGGGAAUAUCCCUGGGAAUUUGUUUAUCAUCAGCGAGAUCUUACUAUGAUAGCUGCAGAUAAACUUUGGGAGGCUGGAUUCGUGGAUAUCGAUGUCGAAAACGAAGCCGGCUUUACUCCUAUUGAGCUUCACUGCUCCGAGGGUGAUUGUCAUAAUUUUUUCGUCGUUCUUUGGCUCUUGGGAAAGGGAGUUAGCAUGCGGGAGUCUCAAUCUCCCCCGACCCAUGGUCGCGGCCUUGCAACGCCCUUGCCAUGUUAUAUCUGGUACUUCCUGAGCGAGUUCAGCGAUUACCACCGCGCUCAAACCCGUCCACUAUUCUAUGAAGUUUCUAAGGCCUAUCCCUCAUUAUAUUCCCUUGAACUCUAUGAUGAUUGUUGUUGUCCCUGCACGUCUUCUGGUUGCAAUCUUGUUGUCUUUUUUCUGAAGGGCAGUCGCUCAUAUGAAGACGCAGAGGAGGUACUAAGCUUUAUGGACGAUCGCAGAGAUCAGUUCGUAGGAUCUCUAGCGUACAGCAUCUUGCGAUUAGCAACGUUUGAAGCAUUGGGUCUAACACACACUUGCUGUAAGCCAGUCUGUAAAGGCGGUAAACUCGAGCGAUUUGCUCCUCGAUUCGAGGAAUCUGAGGAGCAUGAGCUGCAUUACGAGGAACGGCACGGAAUCGAGCAACUAAAACUGUUGGUAGAUGAAUUCAUGGCGCACUAUCUCGCGACGGAUGGACUUAUCGCACACUUUCUCCGGGGUUACUGGAAGAUUCGAAUGUUGGAGUAUAUCUCGUCAGGAAAACUUGAAAAUGAAGAAGACACGAUUCAAGGGAUGAUAAAUGUGGGCGUAGUACCAAUAUCAAAUACAGGGAAUCCGUGCUCGGAGCGAUUAGAAAGAAAAAGGAAGUAUGCUAUUGAGCAUUGUGGAUGGGAUAUUUUAUGUGGGUCUUGUCGCGAAGAAAGCUAUGAGAUAUAUAGUAGAGUUGGGAGGAGCAUUAGCCAAGAAACGGAGACUCAAGGGUCUGAAAUCGAUAGCGACGACGAAGGAGGAUAAGUAGAUAGUAC